GAGCGCUUCUUCCGCUUGUUGGAGACACGCCCCUUCUGUGUUCGCACCAAUCAAAACUCAUGAGCAGCGUUCUGUUUUCCAAUUUUUGCCUUUGUAAGACGUCAACGUCGCCCACUCGUGCUCUGCCUGUUACAGUCGUAAUGUGCGUUUAUUCCAGCCAUUACGUUUGUGUUCGUGUGGCCGGCUAACCGCCCCCUCCCCCGGUGGCGUUUGGGUGAGGGGGGCUAACCCUGCCCAGCUAUGGCGUCAGUGUACAGCCGAGGGUCCCAUACCCUGAGCAAGGAUGACGUGAACUACAGAAUGCAUUUCCGAAUGAUAAACGAGCAGCAGGUCGAGGACAUAACCAUAGACUUCUUCUACCGGCCUCACACCAUCACGCUGCUAACGUGUACUGUGCUUUGUUUGAUGUAUUUCGCCUUCGCGAGAGAUGAUGGAAAUCCUGACAGUAAUCUUUGGGUGGGUUUGAUUCUGGUGAUUUCCUUCUUCCUUGUCAUCAGUGUUUUGGCAUUUCCCAACGGUCCAUUCACCAGACCUCAUCCGGCGAUAUGGAGAAUAGUCUUUGGUCUGAGUGUGCUGUACUUCCUCUUCCUGGUUUUCAUCAUCUUCCUGAACUGGCAGCAGGUUAAACAGUUAAUGUAUUGGCUGGAUCCAAACCUGCGCUACGCCAAGAGAGAGGCCGACAUAAUGGAGUAUGCAGUCAACUGCCAUGUCAUCACGUGGGAGAGAAUUCUCAGCCAUUUUGACAUCUUCGCAUUCAGCCAUUUCUGGGGUUGGGGCAUGAAGGCCCUCCUCAUCCGAAGCUACGGCCUCUGUUGGACCAUCAGUAUUACCUGGGAGCUCACCGAGCUCUUCUUCAUGCAUCUGUUGCCCAACUUUGCCGAGUGCUGGUGGGACCAGGUGAUUCUGGACAUCCUCUUGUGUAACGGUGGGGGCAUCUGGCUGGGCAUGACCGUGUGCCGCUUUCUGGAGAUGAGGGCUUACCACUGGGCCAGUAUUAAUAAACUUCAACUUGGAGUGUCAACAAACAGCUUGAUUCUGCUUGUUGUGAAGGACAUCCACACCACCACAGGGAAGAUCAAGCGAGCCGUUUUACAGUUCACGCCGGCGAGCUGGACCUACGUGCGCUGGCUGGAUCCCAAGUCUUCCCUGCAGCGAGUGAUGGGCGUCUAUCUCUUCAUGAUCAUCUGGCAGCUGACAGAGUUAAACACGUUUUUCCUCAAGCACAUAUUCGUCUUUCCGUCAAGCCAUGCCCUCAGCUGGUGUCGGAUCCUGUUCGUCGGCAUCAUCACAGCGCCAACAGUCAGGCAGUACUACGCGUACCUCACAGACACACAGUGUAAGAGAGUUGGGACCCAAUGUUGGGUGUUUGGGGCCAUCGCCUUUCUGGAGGCACUGGCAUGUAUCAAAUUCGGACAGGACUUGUUCUCCAAAACUCAGAUCCUCUAUGUGAUCCUCUGGCUGCUGUGUUUGGCCUUCAUUACAUUCUUAUGUCUGUAUGGAAUGGUGUCGUAUGCAGAGAAAUAUGGUCCAAGAGAAAAGAGCUGCUCCGAAUGUGAGGACGGCAAUUACACAGAGUUUGCUGAUGAUGUGUCAGAAGAAUUUAUAGGAGAGACUGAGGUAGGAGGCGACUGCCCAAAAAUCCGACUGAGAGGAAAAGCCUUGGGAAAGCUCAACUCCGUUAAUGGCCUGGAGAGCCAGUAGGAAUCGAUGGAAGGGUUUCCUAAACUCAACCCAAACAAGAAAAACAAACAAACAAAAACAAAAAAAAAAGUUCUGGUGGUGGCAUUAAGAUAUGCUCCUGGAGAGACUGACUGGUCCAUGCAGUGUUGUUAGAGCGGCACACCCCUAACGUGCUGUCGUUUACCACCAUUGACAGAUGUGUGUGUGCAGAAGAGAUGGUAAUAAAUAACUGCCAACUGUAGAUUGAAGCGCAUGCAUGUAGCUGAUCAUAUACAGACAACUGCCACGAUGCACUAUAUUAUUCAUUACCGCUCCAGACAUUUCACUAUUUAAAGCCGCCUUGAAGAAUCGAUCAUACUCAAUUUAAGCCUCUUGUUUUAUGGUAUAGAAAUGUUUAAAUCUCUUAUUAAUAAUAAUACCUUAUUUUCGGUCAGUUUAUAAACAUUGCGCUGAGUACUUUGACAGUUUGGUGACUUGAAUGUGGGCAAGGCUUCCACACAAGCAGUUUUUUUUUUUUUUUUUUUAAAUAAAAAACCUGGAACAAAACAGCACACGGCUAAUGCACUUUGCCGAAGGUUUGCUCUGAAGAACUGCACAUUUGUAAUGUUUGAGUGUCAUGGGAUUUAUUGUGAUUUUACUCGUCUAUUCAUGGCUGCUAUUUUUUUUUUUUUUUUUUUUUUUUUUUUUUUUUUUUUUUUACCGUGAUGAAAACAAAGCAAAUAUUCAACAUGCUCAUCAGAGUAUAUGAUUGGUCAUGACCUUGUUACACGUGCAUGAUUGCAAUGUUACACACUGGUGGCAGCAUCUUUUUUCUUUCGUUUCUUCCACUUUUAAAUGCACCUAUUGUGCCUGUCUGCAUGUUCCUUUUGUCUAAAUUAUCUCCUUGUGUAUUAAUACUAAUUUGGGGAUUUCUGUGUUAAUGUUUGCCCUUGAUAGCUUUAUUAACAAUUUAUUUGGAUUUUGUGCCAUGGGUGUCGUCUCAUGCAGUACGUGACCCGUGUGCAAUAUUGCUUCGUUUUCCUUGCUCAUGUUUGGACUAACAUUCUCCAAAAAGAAGUGAUCAACUUCUUUUUUUGCAACCACAUGAUCACACGCCGACCUUCUCAUGGUUCACUCCUAGCAUGUCAAGUUCACUUUUAUUGUUUCCAGUCUUGCAGUUUUGGCAAAGUUUGCAAGCACAUUUGUCGUGAUGUUGGUAUAUCAAAGGUUGGUGGGCUGAGCAGAAUACUACAGCAGUUGUGUUUUCAUUUAGAUCUUCCACACAGCCACGAUUGAGAUUGGCGCUUUUACACUUACUGCAUUUGUACUUUGACGGCUGUGUUUAAACUUGAUGUGUGAUGUGAUAUUCAAGUGAUGAUGCACCUCUAACAAAUAAUUCCUGACAAAUCAGAUUUUUGUUUGAGACAAGCAACUGGUAUGAGACAAAGGUUCCUGUCUAUGGUACAUGAUUUUUCCUGGAUGUAUACGUAAUUUGCCAAAACUUUUACAUGGGAAAUUACUUGUGCCGUUCUAUAUCACUGUGAAAUAAUAUUGAACCACAUUAAAAUGUUUUACAUGUUC
Phyllopteryx taeniolatus (common seadragon) is the source of this 3240-nucleotide messenger RNA. RefSeq names its product phosphatidylserine synthase 1a (gene ptdss1a). The transcript has 14 exons. Gene Ontology annotation, molecular function: L-serine-phosphatidylethanolamine phosphatidyltransferase activity. Gene Ontology annotation, biological process: phosphatidylserine biosynthetic process. NCBI's taxonomy places the organism in Eukaryota, Metazoa, Chordata, Actinopteri, Syngnathiformes, Syngnathidae. The record is from RefSeq and is a predicted model, not a curated record. Bases 241 to 1701 code for a protein of 486 amino acids.